Erpetoichthys calabaricus (reedfish) is the source of this 9450-nucleotide messenger RNA. It is a transcript of the gene slc6a17, whose product is annotated as solute carrier family 6 member 17. The coding region runs from base 864 to 3047 and encodes 727 amino acids. Gene Ontology annotation, biological process: proline transport; alanine transport; L-leucine transport. Lineage: Eukaryota; Metazoa; Chordata; Cladistia; Polypteriformes; Polypteridae. Gene Ontology annotation, cellular component: synaptic vesicle; plasma membrane. The transcript has 12 exons. The record is from RefSeq and is a predicted model, not a curated record.
UCCAAGACGUAUAUUUGGAUAUAUUCGUGAUUUGUUGGACAGACAGGGACAGUAAACUCCUAAUAGACCAUCACGUAUAUGCUCUGGUUACGGUCAUAGCUCAUUUAAUCCUGCUAUCAAUCUGUUUCCCACCCUCGCUUCCUUUAAUCUUAGCCCCCACUCUUAAAAACCCCCUACAGAGUAGUAGAGGGAACAAUAUAAGCAAUAUUCACUGACGUUCGUCUUCGUGAGUGAGUCAACCUUGCGUCAUUUGAGCGUUGUGCUUGGUCUUGUCCCCCCACUCGUUUUUGAAUGAAAAAAGAAAAAAAUAUAAAAAAAUCUCUUUCUUUAAAUCCACUGGAAAAUCCCCCGGCAUCGGUGACGCACUGUGAUCAAAAUAUAAGAAUAUAACUGUUCUAAGAGAAAAAGAAGGUCAUCGUGAUCCAUACAGGUGUACUUUACCUCGUCUGCUUUUAAAAGCAACUUGUGCUAUUAUUAGCAAUUAAUAAUUAGGCGGCGUGACCAGGCAGGCUUGUGCGUCAGAGAGGUUCGCUCCACGCAGAGCAUGUCAAUUUUCAGUCUAAGCUGCAUGUGAUUUUCAUGUCCUGUUUUAGGAUCUUAAAUUGCAAGCGUGAUGCCCGUGCAGUGUUAGAGCUUUGCUGCUGAUUGCAUUUUACCGAGCGUUUUUAUUUGCACAUUCACUUCUGGCCAUAUCGUUACAACGGAAUUUAAAGAGAGGUCUGUCUCUUCUGCAUAUCAGAGACAUUACACCAACUGCAUUUACAGUUAUUUGGACUCUGCUGGAGCUUUCACUUUCCACAGAAUCAUCUCCUCUUCGCUGUUCUAAUCUGUAUCCCUGGGUUUGAUGAAGAUAGAGGUCCCAGAUGCCUAAAAACAGCAAGGUAACACAACGGGAGCACAGCAAUGAGCAUGUGACAGAGUCUGUUGCCGAUCUUCUUGCUAAUGAGGAGCCUCUCGAUUAUAAGAACAGUGCACUGAAUGUGGGUGGUGUCCCGCCUCACAAGGAUAUCAAUGAAACCUUGGACUUAGGAGAUGAGCGCCCAGCAUGGAACAGCAAGCUUCAGUACAUCUUGGCCCAAGUUGGCUUUUCAGUGGGGCUUGGGAAUGUGUGGCGUUUUCCAUAUCUGUGUCAGAAAAAUGGAGGAGGUGCCUAUCUGAUCCCGUAUUUCAUACUUCUCAUCAUCAUUGGAAUUCCAUUGUUUUUUCUGGAGUUGGCAGUUGGACAGAAAAUACGGCGUGGCAGCAUUGGUGUGUGGAACUAUUUAUGCCCCCGUUUAGGUGGAAUUGGAUUUUCCAGCAUCUUGGUGUGCUUCUUUGUGGGACUCUACUACAAUGUGAUCAUUGGCUGGAGUAUCUUCUAUUUUUUUAAGUCUUUUCAGUAUCCAUUGCCGUGGAGUGAGUGCCCACUAAUAAAGAAUGGCUCUGUUACAGUUGUCGAGCCAGAGUGUGACAAGAGCUCAGCUACCACAUAUUUCUGGUACCGUGAGACAUUGGACAUUUCAAACUCCAUUUCAGAAAGUGGUGGACUGAACUGGCGGAUGACACUCUGCUUGCUUGCUGCCUGGCUUGUUGUGGGUCUGGCCAUGAUUAAGGGAAUUCAGUCCUCUGGCAAGGUGAUGUACUUCAGUUCUCUCUUCCCCUACGUCGUCCUGUUUUGUUUCCUGGUUCGAGGUUUGCUGCUGAGAGGGGCAGUUGAUGGCAUCGCGCAUAUGUUCACUCCAAGACUGGAAAAGAUGCUGGAGCCCCAGAUUUGGCGAGAAGCAGCCACUCAGGUUUUCUUUGCUCUGGGACUGGGCUUUGGGGGAGUCAUUGCCUUUUCAAGUUACAACAAACAGGACAACAACUGUCACUUUGAUGCCACCCUUGUUUCACUUAUUAAUUUUAUCACUUCAGUCCUGGCUACCCUCGUCGUCUUUGCUGUCCUGGGUUUCAAAGCAAAUAUCAUGAAUGAGAAAUGCGUAAUUGAGAACGCAGAGAAGAUUCUGGGCUACCUCAACUCGAAUCUUCUGAGUCGCAACCUGAUUCCUCAUCAUGUGAACUUCUCUCACCUGUCAUCAGCUGAUUACACGGAGAUGUACAACGUGAUCAAGACAGUGGAGGAGGAUGGCUUCUCAAAGUUUGGGCUGGAGCCCUGUCUGCUGGAGGAUGAACUCAAUAAGGCAGUACAGGGAACUGGCUUGGCUUUCAUUGCCUUCACAGAAGCAAUGACUCAUUUCCCGGCUUCUCCAUUCUGGUCAGUGAUGUUCUUCUUCAUGCUCAUUAAUCUUGGCCUUGGAAGUAUGAUUGGAACCAUGGAAGGCAUCAUCACACCCAUUGUUGACACCUUCAAAAUACGCAAGGAGAUUCUAACAGUUUGUUGCUGUAUAGUGGCGUUUCUCUUAGGACUCCUCUUUGUUCAGCGCUCUGGCAACUACUUUGUCACCAUGUUUGAUGACUUUUCUGCUACUCUUCCCCUCACAAUUGUUGUCAUUCUGGAAAAUAUAGCUGUGGCUUGGUGUUACGGUACAAAAAAGUUUAUACAAGAUCUGACAGAAAUGUUGGGCUUUCGUCCAUACCGUUUCUACUUCUACAUGUGGAAGUAUGUUUCUCCUCUGUGCUUAGCCUUGCUUGUCACUACCUGUAUCAUCCAAAUGUUCAUUAGCCCUCCAGGGUACAAUGCCUGGAUACGUGAAAUUGCCGGUGAACGCUAUCUGAGUUAUCCAGAUUGGGCAAUGGGGAUAUGUUUCACCUUGAUUACUGUGGCCAUGCUACCUGUACCCAUUGUAUUCAUUGCCCGACAGUUCCACCUAGUGUCAGAUGGUUCCAACACCCUUUCUGUGUCAUACAAAAAAGGUCGCAUGAUGAAGGAUAUUUCAAACCUGGAGGACAACGAUGAGACACGCUUCAUUCUCAGCAAGGUGCCCAGUGAAGCUGCAUCACCAAUGCCCACCCACCGCUCAUACCUGGGUCCUGAAACUGCCUCUCCUCUGGAGAAUACGAGCAGCAACCCAAAUGGGCGCUAUGGGACAGGCUAUCUUAUGGCCACAACACCAGAGUCAGAGCUAUGAUUACGAGAGUAGUUGGGGUGUUAGCUUUCCCUUACAGAAUAAUGGAGGGCAGUAUUUUGGAUAGCGUUUGUGUAGAUCUUAAUUUUCAGCUUGUUCAAAUGACUGGAGUCCACUAGAAAAGUACCUUAUAAAUGUACACAUGCCCAAAAUACUGCAUCAUCUGCAAACGUCGAAACUGCACUUCUGUAAGGGUUACAUCUAGGAGGGAGGGGGCCAGAAAUGCAGCAGAAAGCCAAAAGGAAAACUUAUAUUCCAGUUUUUCUUCUUUGAAAAAAUUGUUAAAUACCAUGAAGCAAGAAUAUAUAGUAGGAGAGGCAACUGCUGCUAUAGAUGUUCACUUUUAGAGGAUUAUAGUUUUUCUCCUAAGGAAAGCACCUACGUGUUAACUAGUUAAAUUCCGCAUAUCCUUAAUUUCAGAAUUUUUCUGAAAAACAUUUACUCCACAUUUUUAUUUCAAAAGUAAUGUGGAGGAAAGCACUGAUUUCCUUCUGUUUGUUGAAGUUGAGUUGAUUUUUACAAGUUGUAAAGUGCAUCACACACAAAUUCAAAUUGUGGUAACUUCACAGCACUGUUCAUUGUAUAAUGGUAUUUGGAAACAAAAGAUCCCUUAUGAUGAUGAACAAUAUUUGAUAAGACCCUUAGAACACUCUCUCAGCCAGCUUCCUUCCACCCAACAACACCCUUCCACUUUUUUUUCCUUAUAUCCUUCUUAUAUUUUGCACCUUUUUCGCUUUCUUGAAUGGUUUGUCAGGGAGGUCUGAUGUCUUCCACCCUACACAUUCUCACUUGAAGAACAUGGCAGGGAAUUUCUACUCAUUGAAGUGUUUCUGCCCAUUCUUUGUUAUUUUCUUCUCUGUUGCUGUGUUCUGGCAGUCCAUUGUUGCUGUUAAAGAAAGAAUGUGUUAUCAGCUAUUCUCAGAAGUAGAGCAUUUUAAGUAAAGCCUCAUUCAGCAAUCUUAUUUUGAGAACUUGGAGAAGGCUGUGGUAGGACUCUUCUGAGGCAUUACACUAGCAAUUCAACCCUAAGAGGUAUAUUGGCAUGUGCGUGUGUGUGUGUAUAAAAGGUGAUCAAAAUGUUUUGAGCCUGACCAAUUAUGAGAAAUACCAGUAAACCAGGCAAGUUUUAUUUUUCAACAUAAUUCCCAUAAACACUAAUAUACAUGUAUAUAACAUUACAAAGCUUUUGUAUGCCACUUAAGUAAAACAUUUGACAACCAUUCUUAUCUAUUUGACUUGACGUCUUCAUAAUUGACAUAAAACUUCAAAGUUGAGUAGCAGAUUGUAGGCAUAGAGGGCCUGGUCUAGCGAACACGGUGGUUUUGAUAUCUACCUGAAUCCCUGGUUUUCAUAGCCUUUGCAAUCUGUACAGUAUGAGCAGAGGCAUUGUAAUGAAGAAAGAGUAUCAGCUAAUUUCAUUGUAGCUUUUUCUUGAGUAAUUGCUUCAGACACCAGAACAGAUCAGCAUAAUAUUUACAAACUAUGUAGGCUUUUUUAGGCAUGUAAUCAAUGUGGACAACAGUCUCAGCAUCAUGAAAAAUUGUGUACAGCAAAUGGUCUUGUUAGUGCCUGAUUGGAUCUUCACGUUUGUGGGUAUUGGAAUUGUUUCAGUUAUUGUUUGAACUCCAUGCAAUAGUUACGUGUCCAAGUUUUAGUCCCAGUUAUGAAACAUGUUUAAAUAUUUUCCAGUACUAAUUCAAUAGAUGAUGAUUCUCCGUAGAACACUGGAUGCUUCACUUCAGGUGUCAACAUUCUGGACACCCGACUUACAUAGACCUUGCUCAUGGAUAAUUUGCAGAAAGAAUUGAUUCAUCUAACCCAUAACUAAUCCUUAUUGUGCCUGUCAUGCAUGGCCACUCUUUGAUUCUUUGUUAUGAUCCACUCCACAGUGGCUACAUUUACUUAUGUUAUAAAUGUUGAAAGCCAGUCAUAAUGGAGUAAUGCAGCCCAUCUCCUGAUUAUGGCAUAUGGAAGGCACUGGGAUGACUAUUCAAGAAUGAACCUCUGAAGAUAUAUUGUUGUUUAGUAUUAAAUAUUUUAGUACACAGGCAAUUAUCGUUGGAGAUAUCCAAAAUCAGCACAUUAAAAUACAACUGUUUGGAUCAGGCUCAAAACUUUUUGAUCAACCCUUCUUUGUGCAGAUAUGCGUAUAUACAGUAUAUGUACAGUAUAUAAUGUAUGUAUGUAUAUACUGUGUAUACACAUUACAUAAAUAAACAUGUUAAGGUUUUUGUUACAAUUUACAGUAAAUACAUACAUAUGAAUACUGAAAAGAACUGGAAUGAGUAACAUGCACAAUGCAUGUUGCAGGAUAUCCCACAGGCACUUUUAUCACAUCUCCUGUAGUCCUAAUCUUUCUUAUCUGCCACCAUCACCCCUUAAGUCUGGGUCUCAGGGACACUACCAAUAGAACAAAACUGUAGGAUUCCUGUAGCCUGCCCUAAUCUUCUCGUCUUUGUCCCACUCUCUUUCCUAUUUUUUUUAAAGUCUUCUUAGCUGUUUUCACCUUUAGUUUUCCUUCCCAGUUUUGUAUAGCUCUAGCCAUCCUCUCAAACUCCUAUUAGGGACCUGGGGCUGUUCACAAAAUUGCCCCUUUUGUUUGGUCACAUAUGCAUGAGCCCCACCCAGGGUUUGUUUCUAUGUUGUGCCUAAUGGUGCUGAGAUGGGUUUCUUUAAACAAUGUAAGUGAUUUUAAUAGAUAUAUAAAUACAAAACAUGUAUAAAUAAUAGUACAUAUGGUCUUACUCCCAUAUAAAGUAUAUACAGUAUGUAGAAAUACUAGUUAUUGUAUUGUCACAUGUACAGAGUACAAUGAAAUUCUUAUUUGUAUGUCCAAAUAACAUGUGACAGUCCAGUAUGCCUGAACUCUUGUACCUGCAUACAUCCAUUUGCCCAUUGUCUUACCCAGUUCAGCAUUGUGGAGAGCCUAUUCCAGAAGCAUUGGGUAAAGGGAUGAAUGGAGUGGCAGUUUAUUAUGGGCACACUGUUGCCCACACCCACAUCAUUCACAUGGAAUCAGUUCAGAGUCAUCAGUCAAUCUAAGAUGGACGCCUUUAAGAUAUGGAAGGAAAAUCCAGGCAGACACAUGGGGGAACAUGUAAAGUCUACACUGGUAGAUCCUGGGCAAUGAUUUGCACUCAUAUAUAUUCAUAAACAAAUUCCCUUUGAUCCAAGAUUUUCCAUUAUAUGAUCAAUUCAGUUCAGGGUUAAAACAUGCUGAUAUCCAGUGACACAUAUUUGUAUUGUUAAAGUGUUAAAAUAGCAAAGAAAGUUUUUUUUUCACUGCAACUUUAUGGCUUUAAUCAUCAAAUAAGUAUAUCAAUGAGGAAGAAGAGAAAUACAUUCAGUUGCCACUCUCCUACUAUAUAUUAAGCUGUAGAGCAACCCUUUACGUAUGCCUUGUGUGACAGUAGUAUACUAAUAUUUAGAAAAAAUAUAUACUGUAUAUAUGUAUGAAGAUGGCUCUUCUUGGCUGUGCGUCUCAUCGCAUUUUACUUAACAACGGUGUUGCUGUCCAGAUAAACAGGUGCCAUGUAGCUUCCAAUUACAAUAGUAACUAAAUUAGUAGAUCAGUGGUAAGCAGAGAAAUAAUAGAGCACAUAUUGUUGAUGUACAAAUAUGUACAAAUAUUAAAAAAUUAAACUAAAUCUGAAAUGGACUGGGGGUAGACCUGAAAAAAUUCAUUAAAGGAUGCCAAAGUGGGAUGCUUCUUUUUAUGGACUGACCUAGGCAGGUAAUUCUUUCCAUGUUUGCAGAUAUACUGAAAAAUGCCAGCCAAUAUGGGUAAAAUAUGUAUGUUUUUUUGUUUUUCAGCUUUUAUAUGAAAUGUAAAAGACAAUGUUGGGAUCUUGUGUCUGCAUUUCAAUUAAUGAAGUCCUUAUAGUUUAGAAUAAAUUCUUUUACAGGCAUAUACCUUAAAAUAAAAGCAAAACCAGCUAGAUGAGACAUAUACAGGUUAUUAUAAACGUUUAAAACAGAAAUCACCUGUAAGACAGGGUGUACCUCAAAUGAAAUGAACAAAAGGAGACUUUAUUAGAUGCUCACCACAUUGGUUUAGCAUGGAAAAAUCAGAAAACUUAUAAAAUGUUUACACUUCAAAAUAUAGAUUUUAAAAUUAAAUAAAUAACUUCAGAGUUUAAAUAAAAACUAUAUAUAUAAUUAUUGUUUUUAGAAACAUACUUUAUGUUUGUUAAAACCAACCUUUCUAAUUUUGCCACUGGGUGGCACUGGAAACUAAAUUAUGAACCCCUUUGUUUGGGAAUCAUCUAUUUUGUGUAGCUAAAUUAUCUGUUCUUUCAGACAAAAAAGGUAGAUUGACAUUAAAUUAGAAAGUUAUAAUAAAUAAUUUCUUCACCUGGAAUUCUAUCUGUGUAGUGCUCACAGUAAUCAGGGAGUUAAUGUAAUGGGGCUGAGUCUAGCAGAAGGAUUUAUGAAAAUAACAGGUGAAACACCAGCUUUCUUUACAUGUAUGUUAAAAAAUAUGUUUAAAAAAUAAAAGUUUAAAACCUCCCAAAAAGGAAUAGAAGUGGUUAAAAAAAUGGAUUAGUUGCGUUACCGACUCCAAAUAUUUUUGAUUAUGCUGGCCCCUUGUGGCAGUAAUUGUAAUGCACAAACCUCCUGUAAAAAUGCAAUACAAAUUAUUAAAAGAAAAUCAAAGCUCAAAAUUAUGGAUGUUCUGCACUAUUGUAAACUGCACAACCUUUCUAAAGCAACCUCGAGCACAAAGACAUUAUGUCAUAUAAAAUUUCAAUUAUUUACAUCAACCUUCUUGUACUUCCCUCUCUAAAUCCAAAUAUGACAUGUUGAUAAAGCUGAUUAAAUUAUUGAUCAAUUCUUUGAAUGGUUAUAUAAUGUAAUGUGUUGCACUUUAUUAAAAGACAGAGGGACUGGAGUGACUAUAUAAUGUAUUUGGAUGUGAUUAAUGUACUCUUUAGACUACUGCUUCUGGUGACUUUAUAAGAAUGUAACGACAUUAUUGAAAUGUUGAGACCAUUGCCAUUAUAUUAAUAUAAGUGAAUUUCCAAAAAAUCUAGUAAUCCACAUCUUGGUGUGAACUUCUCCUGAUAAAGAGGAGAGCAUUUACAGUGGAAAAAAUACUCAUACACAAUCCAAUGGCAAGACCUUUGUAUGCUUUUAAAAUGGAGAUUUGUUCAACAAACAGUAAUGCUGUAACACCCCUACAAGCUUUAAUCUGUGUGAUUUAUCAUCAUAUUAUGUCCUAGAAGCUAGCUGUCUUUGUGUGCAUCAGCUAGACAUUUCUAAACAACUUGAAAAUACUUGGAUGACAAGCAAAGCUCUUCACUUCUUCGGGUACUUGAAUAAUUUGGUGAUUUGGUUUAGAUGACAAUUGAAAAGCCUUUCAGUUCCACAAGCAUAAUUUUGACAAAAUAUCACAGGACUUGAAGAGCAAAAUUACAUUUCUAUAAAUGUAUAAUUGUGCCUUUAAGGAAAAACAAGAGCAUAUAUUGUAUUUUUUAAGAGUGAAACAUUUUUUAUCAGUAACAUUUUACAUACAUACCAAUAUCAUUCCCAGACAUCAUUUUCCUAUAUAAUAGAAUAGAAUAGAAUAUUUCAAACACCUCUGGUGGCCCUCAAAUUUUCUUCUUCAAAGGAGAGGAGACACUUUGGUGGGAGAAAGUAAAAUUGCUGAGCUACAUACACUACACAGAUUAAAAUAAAUAAUGGGUCACCUUUUGUAUUCCCACACUAUACAUUUGUUUCUACUGGAGUGUAGUACUGUAUUACCUUUUUACAUAGCAAACAACACCAACUACAAUUAAAGCAGGCCUGCCUCAGUGAUGUUAUGAGCAAGCACAUCUGUGCAUGUUUGAGAAUCUUAAGAUUGUAUUUGUAAUCUGUUCUUCAAAGCAAGUCCACUUCUUCACAUCAGUUUUAUUUCAACUCAGCAAUCAACCUGUCAUACCCAAAUUUGGGAUGCUUGGCAGAAAACCAGAGUAAUGUUGGAAAACCUAUCUGAGAAUGUGUCAGCUUUAUAUAGAAAAAGCUGUGAUACAACACUAGAACGGUGUGAAGCAGCAGCACUCUUCACAUGCGGCACUGUAUGGUAACACAACAACAUUCUCAGGUCCAUAAAUUGUACUCUUUUUUUUUUUCAUUUCAGUCUAAGAACUAUGUCAUUUAUUUCAGAAUUACAGAAGGCCUAUCCUGGCAGUACUGAGCAGAAGCAGCAAUCAACCCCGCAUGAGGCACCAGUCCAUCACAGGGUCCAUCCCCACACACAGCCACACUUGAGCCAAUUUAGAAUUGUCAGGGAACAUAAUCUACACGUUAGAUUACCUCAAGAAAAACACAGAUGGAUGCAGAGAGAGCAUGCAGAUUUCACACAAACACCUUCUAUAUGUGAGAUUCAGAUCCAGGAUACUGGAUCCAUGAUGUGGCCAUACUA